Impatiens glandulifera is the source of this 981-nucleotide messenger RNA. RefSeq names its product transcription factor TCP12-like. Gene Ontology annotation, molecular function: sequence-specific DNA binding; DNA-binding transcription factor activity. The record is from RefSeq and is a predicted model, not a curated record. NCBI's taxonomy places the organism in Eukaryota, Viridiplantae, Streptophyta, Magnoliopsida, Ericales, Balsaminaceae. Gene Ontology annotation, biological process: regulation of secondary shoot formation. The transcript has a single exon. Gene Ontology annotation, cellular component: nucleus. The coding region runs from base 1 to 981 and encodes 326 amino acids.
AUGAACUUCCAAGAAGAUUUACAUCCUUUCUCAUAUCCAAAUGAAAUUAUUCAACAACAUGGUAUGAAUCACUUGCCUCCUCCUUUCUUCUUUCAACUUCCUUCGCCUUUUUUCAACAGCGAUCACUUUUUACUCACUCAUGAGCAAGAUGAGCUUUCUGGAUCAGCUGAUAAUCAAGCUCCGGAGAAGGAGAUUUUGGAAUGUAAUGUUGUUGCUUCAAACCCUAACUCAAGAAAGAGGAUUGCUACUCCAGGAAAGAAAGACCGCCAUAGCAAGAUCCACACGUCUCAAGGUUUGAGAGACCGGAGGAUGAGACUUUCGUUGAGGAUCGCACGAAAAUUCUUCGAUCUCCAUGACAUGUUAGGUUUUGAUAAAGCUAGCAAAACUAUAGAUUGGCUCUUUACCAAAUCAAAGGCAGCUAUCAAAGAACUCACUAAAAACAUCCCUCAAGGAAAUGAGGUAUUGGCUUCACAAAGUUAUUCUCCAAAACAAAAAGAGGUUUCCACUCCUAAACAGAAGAAGAAGAAGGAUGAUAGCUUGAAAGUUCAGUUAAAGAAUGAGAGAAAGGGAAAAAUGAUUAGGAAUAUUAAUAAUCCUACGAAGAAGGAAUCAAGGGAUAAGGCAAGAGAGAGAGCAAGGGAAAGAACGAGAGAGAAGAUGAUUACAAGGGAGAAAUCAAGAGAGUUCCAAGAGGAUAACCCUAAUCCUAACCCUAACCCUAACUCUAGUAACCUAAACUUAUUAAACAUUUCAGGCAAUCGUCUGGCUAGAUCAAAUGGUCAGAACACGAACUCGUCUCCCCUUCAAGAUCAUCAUGUUAUGCAUAUGGAGGAGCAAAACCCUAGCUUACUACAAUAUCAUUUAGCAUCAUUAGAAAUUAUCAACGAUGAUGUUUUGGGUAAUGCGAAUUCAUCAGCUCCUCCCUUUUGCAUUCACUACAUCAGUCAGGACCACGCAAUUUCGGAUAAUCAUGUUUGGUGA